AGUUUUCUGCGAUACACGUGUCCUUGCACGUCUUCCUUCUACGCACGGUAGACCGUGGAUGGACCCCACUCCGUGGAUACAAAGACGCUACUGCUAUUACAGACUGUAAAUAUCGCGCUUGGACAUUAUUCGGAUCGUGACUUGGACGAUCGUGAAAUGUUGCAUCAAAUGAAUCCUGACUUUCUGGAUGCGAAGUCCGAAACCUCAGGGAAAACAUGUCUGGAGUCCUGCAUCGUGCGCCCAAGGAUAUCACGAAAAGGAGAUAGCAAUGAUUAUAUUAUGAGUCCUCUUCGAAACGAGUGUUCUGCGUAUGAAGAGGCGUAUAAGAAAUCAUUGGAAUGCCCGGAAGAAUUUUGGGGUGAAAUUGGUGAUUGUAUUGAUUGGAACAAACGCUGGGAAAAGGUCUUGGACAAUUCCAACGAACCGUUCACAAAAUGGUUUGUCGGUGGAGAAUUGAACGCUUGUUACAACGCGGUGGAUCGCCAUGUGCGCGCCGGGUACGGAGAGAAGACAGCCCUCAUCCACGACAGCCCCCAAACGUCGUUAAUACGUAAAGUGACGUACAACGAGCUCCUGGAAAAGACAUCCGUGCUGGCGGGCGCAUUGGCGGAUCUGGGGGUGCGCAAAGGGGACAGGGUGAUUAUAUACAUGCCACUGAUCCCCGAGACUAUAAUCGCGAUUCUUGCCACCGCCAGACUCGGGGCGAUUCACUCGGUGGUCUUUGGAGGCUUCGCAGCAAACGAAUUGGCGUCUAGAGUAGAUCAUGCCGAACCGAAGGUUAUUAUCGCCGCGAGUUGCGGUUUAGAACCGUCCAAAGUCAUUAAGUAUACUACUAUGUUAAACGGCGCUAUGGACAUGAUCACUGUACCAAAGCCGAAGUGUAUUGUAUUUCAAAGAAGAAACGUAUGGGAAGCCCCGUUAAUCGAGUCACAAUUCGACUGGGAUGAUCUCAUGAAGCGAUCGAAGCCUCAUCCAUGCGUGAUGGUUGAAGCUAAUGACCCACUGUAUAUAUUGUACACAUCAGGAACUACAGGACAACCGAAAGGAAUUAUAAGACCAAUAGGCGGUCACUUGGCGACGCUAUGCUGGACCAUGAAAAUGGUUUAUGGAAUGAACAAAAACAGCGUUUGGUGGGUGGCUUCAGAUAUGGGAUGGGUUGUCGGGCAUUCCUACAUUUGUUAUGGUCCCCUCCUCUAUGGCGUAACGAGCGUGAUGUACGAAGGAAAACCCGACAGGACUCCAGAUGCUAGUCAAUAUUUCAGAAUCAUUGAGCAACAUAAUGUAAACGCGUUAUUCUGUGUGCCUACUGCUCUACGAGUUAUAAGACGGGCGGAUCCGGAAACGCUAUUAGGAAAGAAAUAUUCGUUAAAAUCCUUAAAAACAAUAUUCGUAGCUGGAGAAUUUUGCGAUUACGAAACAAAAGCCUGGGCCGAGAAAACGUUUAAAGUGCCCAUUUUAAACAAUUGGUGGCAAUCAGAAACUGGACAUCCCAUCACAGCGUUGUGCUUAGGAUACGGUCACUAUGCCAGUUUGCCCAAGUUCAGUACAGGACUUCCUAUACCUGGAUAUGAUAUACACAUCCUGCGUGAGGACGGAAGUGAGGCGUCGCAACACGAACUCGGACGUAUCGCGAUAAAAUUACCCUUGCCACCUGGAUGUAUGUCGACCCUUUAUCAAGCAUCCGAGAAAUUCAAGCAAGUAUACUUCUCGAGAUUCCCGGGUUACUAUGACACGAUGGACGCGGGAUAUAUCGAUGAAUUCGGUUACGUUUAUGUCACAGCGAGAGACGACGAUAUUAUAAACGUGGCUGGCCAUAGAAUAUCCACGGCUGCGUUAGAGGAUAUUAUUCUAGCUCAUACCAAUGUGGUGGACGCCGCGGUUGUGGGUGUACCUGAUCAUACGAAGGGAGAAGUCCCGCUGUGUCUUUACGUUAGAAGAGAAGACGCGAUGAACAACGAAGGAGAAAUAAACCAAGAAUUAGUCGCGCUGGUGAGGAAGAUGAUAGGGCCAAUCGCGUCUUUUCGCACCGCCGCCGCUGUCACCGCGUUACCUAAAACGCGCUCCGGAAAAAUAAUCCGUAAAUCGAUCGCCAUGUUGGCGCGGUCGAAACAAAUCAAGAUUCCAAGCACGAUCGAAGAUCCAACAGUAUUUCUCGAGAUCAAGGAGGUACUCCAAAAGCUUGGCUACGCAAAACUGGCCCCGGAUCCACAAUGACCAGCACUUCGAACGAAUAAUUCUUCGGCGUCCAGGGUGUUCUUGAAGAUAAGAAAAAGAAAAAAAAAUAGAAAAAAUAAAAAACGACUUUCCGAAGAUGCGUGCCAAAAUGUACUGAUAUUAAAUGUAUAAUUCAUGUAUGCUUUAGAUUUUUAUUAUUGUCAGUAUAUUUCAGGAAAGCAUCUCGAGUAUCGUAAUUUUGUACGCGGAUUCCAUUUUCAAUCGCAGGAUGUCCAACCUUCUGCGAUCCAAGCGGAAUAAAUAUGUACACAGAAAGUUGGAGACAAAUCGUAGAUAUCUUUCUUACUUGCAUUGUAUAUCUUUCUUUCUUUUGAAGAGCGAGAAAUUUUUGUGCGGAAAAUCCAAGUAGAAUGAAAAAAA
This is a messenger RNA of Pogonomyrmex barbatus (red harvester ant), 2595 nucleotides long. RefSeq names its product acyl-CoA synthetase short-chain family member 3, mitochondrial. Gene Ontology annotation, molecular function: propionate-CoA ligase activity. The record is from RefSeq and is a predicted model, not a curated record. Gene Ontology annotation, cellular component: mitochondrial matrix. Lineage: Eukaryota; Metazoa; Arthropoda; Insecta; Hymenoptera; Formicidae.